Molecule: messenger RNA, 2069 nt
Organism: Eriocheir sinensis (Chinese mitten crab)
Lineage: Eukaryota; Metazoa; Arthropoda; Malacostraca; Decapoda; Varunidae
Product: FAST kinase domain-containing protein 4-like
Exons: 7
Coding region: 151-1974 (607 amino acids)
Biological process (GO): regulation of mitochondrial mRNA stability; mitochondrial RNA processing
Cellular component (GO): ribonucleoprotein granule; mitochondrial matrix
Molecular function (GO): RNA binding
Source: RefSeq, a predicted model, not a curated record
CCGUGGUGUGGGGCGCGGGGGCGGGGUGCGGGCCGUUGUGUAACACCGGUGACAGGCCCCGUGCCCCGGGCUGCCCCACACCCGCCCCGCUGGGCAGGGUUUCUCUGGCCUCUGCUAGAUGCCCUAAGUGUUUCUUCUCCACCGCUGAGGAUGCUGCAGGUGGGGCGGGGGCUGGUGGCUGGCUGUGUGCGGGGGACGGGGGGCUGGCGACCCCUAACACCCACCACUGUGCCCUGUGGUGUGGGGGCGUUAGUAGCAGGGUUCAACUGGACGCCACACCGCUGCAGACCCUCAGAAGGCCAGGAGCCACAACUGGAGCCGCAAGAUGUGCCUCAGCUCCUCCGCACUGCCACCUCGGACGGCUCCCUCACCAGUGCAUUCCAGGGCCUCCACAAGCUGAGUGAGUGGGUGUCCACCAAGAAGGUUGACUUCAGGAAGGACGUGGAGGGCAAGGAACAGUUUGGGAAACUGAUCAACAUGAUAGACCGAAGCACACUGCGCACUCCUCCCACGUCCCUGCUGGCAGCUCUCAAGAGCCUCACCAGGAUGGGUGUGAGCAGCGACACACACGUGGUGCAGUCUAUUGAGAAUCAACUGCUGUGGAACAUCAGGAAGGUGUCAUUCCCCAUCCUGCUGUCUAUCCUCUUGUUUCAUAUCAAGCACCAGAAUACAACCUUGGAGAAGAAGGUGUUGCGUGAAGCAGUAGAGGCUGUGCAGCGGCGGUGGGUGGAGGUGCGCAGGGCCUCAGAGUUGGAAGCGUUGUACCUCAAUCAGGAGCUGUUCACCCCAGAGUUCCUUGGGCACCUGGAUGACCGCACCACUGAGCUGGCUGGUGAGAUGAACUACAGCAAGCUGGCAAAGGUGUUCUGUGCACUGGGGUCUGUGCGGCGCCGUGCCACACCCGUCAUCAGGAGUCUGGCCUUCCACAUCGCCCGGCAGGGAGACCAGCUGCCCCCCAAGAUGCUCUGCAACCUGCUGUUUGCCACACAAGCCCUCACCUUCCCUGACCCUGUGCUGCUGGAGAAAGUGGGUGCUGACCUUGCUUCACAGGUCCCUGAGAUGGACAAGCCAGUCUUGGUGGGCAGCAUCCUCUACUGUGCUGGUCAAUUGAGAUGGCGGUGCCCACUGCUGCUAGAGGCUUUGUCUGAGUGGAUGGAGAAGAAUGCUUCAGCUUGCCCUGCCCUAACCCUGGCUUCCAUGGUUAUUACUCUAGCCACAGUCUCUUACACCCCUACCAAUUCUGAUGCCCUAUUUAGAGCUGUACUACCUCGCCUCACCAAAGAGUCGCUAAGCCGGGGGACUGUGUGGCUUGAUGUGGUGUGGGCUCUGGUGGUGUUGGGCCGGGCCACCACCCAGCAGGUGGCAUCUGUGCUGGACCCAGCCUUUGUGGCAGCAGUGAGUGCAUCUGAGGCUCAGCACCGGCCUGGUAUGAGACUCAAGUUGCUGAAUGUAGAUGCAGCAGCAGGACUGCUGCUGCAGGGGUAUUCUGGGCCCAGGUUAGAGCUGGGGGAAGGAGCUGGGGCAGCCAUGCCUGUGCGGGGCCGGGAGGAGCUGGGGCUGGCCCGCCACGUGCUGGGCACCCUCCAUAAUCUGGUGCCUCCCCCACGUUACCUGCUGGAGAACCUUCCUGCUCCAAUGGGGGUGCAAGUGGAUGGUGAGCUACUGACUGAUCGGCAGGGUCGGCCGCUGCCCAUCCAGGACCAUGGUGGUUCCCUAGGGGGGACUGGGCCACCCCCAACGCCCCCAGAAGGUGCAAUCAGGCUGGGGCUGCUGGUGUGGGGUUUCAGGGACUACACAGUGGGCACCCAGGAGCUGGUUGGCAGUGCCCGCCUGGCACUGCGUUUGGUGGAGGCCCGGGGCUGCCGGCCACUCCAGGUCCCAUAUUUUGAAUAUAGCCCUAAGGCCAAGACACUCAAGAAUGUGCAGUACCUUGAGGCCAAAAUUAAGGAGGCUGUUGCUGCCACGGUAAGUUAGCGCUGCAUUAACUACAGCUGCUGCAGCUGCCCUGUACAUACUAACUUAUCUCUGUGAUUGUCUGGCCUAGUUGUUUUAAUAAAAUAAUUCUAUAC